AUGUUGUUUGCUUCUGCGCUGUUGUCGCUCGUUUUGCUGUUCACUUCAGUCCAUGCGUACCACGAUCUCAGCGACGAUACCCUCAAAAGCCUACCUGGCUCGGGCAGUGACUUCGACAUCAAGACUGGAGCGCUGCUAGCACCUAUUCUGCGGCCCCGAGUGUCCGGCACUGAGGGCAACGCGGCCGUGCGGCAACACUUCCUCGACUUCUUCAAGACGAACCUCCCGGAAUGGCGCAUUGAGCUGCACAACUCGACCUACACUACGCCCGUGAGCAAGGGAAAGGAAGUGCCGUUUGUCAAUGUCAUUGCGACACGUGAUCCGCCUGGGACGAGCGAAGGCGACGUCUCGCGCCUGGCACUGGUCGCCCACUACGACAGCAAGCUCACGCCAAAGGACUUCAUCGGCGCAACAGACAGCGCGGCACCAUGCGCCAUGUUACUGCAUGCUGCGCGCACACUUGACGCUGCGCUGACGAAGAAGUGGGCUUCCGGGGCGGGCGACGAUCUGGACGUGGAGCACAAGGGCGUGCAGAUCCUGCUGCUGGACGGCGAGGAGGCCUUCCACAGCUGGACCGACACAGACAGUCUGUAUGGAGCUCGUGCACUCGCCGAAGACUGGGAGGCCUCCUUCCACCCGGUUGCCUCGACGUACCGCACGCCCCUCGACUCGAUGGAGCUCUUCGUGCUGCUCGACCUGCUUGGCUCUAAAGGGCCGACAGUCCCGUCAUACUUCAAGACCACACACUGGGCAUACAAGCACAUGGCGAGCGUUGAAGACCGUCUGCGCAAGCUGAAACUGAUGCGCUCCUCGCCCAACCACCCUGACCGCUUGGCCAAGCGCGAGAACAAGAAGCCGCGCGCCGAGCCGCACUUCCUGUUCGAGGAGAACAAAAACGAGGACUUGUUCAUGGGCGGCUUUGUGCAGGACGACCAUGUCCCGUUCAUGGCGCGCGGCGUAGAGAUUCUUCACAUCAUCCCUUCGCCGUUCCCGCGAGUGUGGCACGAGAAAGAAGACGAUGGUGAGCACUUGGAUAUGGACACAGUGGAGGACUGGGCAAAGAUUGUCACGGCCUUUGCAGCUGAGUGGAUGGAACUGGAAGGCUUCUUCGACUUCAAGGCAGAGAAGCGGCGGGAUUCGAUGGCGGAGAAGUCAGAACUGUAA
Molecule: messenger RNA, 1164 nt
Organism: Didymella exigua CBS 183.55
Lineage: Eukaryota; Fungi; Ascomycota; Dothideomycetes; Pleosporales; Didymellaceae
Exons: 2
Coding region: 1-1164 (387 amino acids)
Molecular function (GO): zinc ion binding; glutaminyl-peptide cyclotransferase activity
Source: RefSeq, a predicted model, not a curated record